CAUACGGUCACACUACAACGUUGAAAAUGGACGAAGAACUGAGAUUGAUAAACAACAAUUUAACCGAUGCAUUUUCCAAAUUAAUGAAAAGCGCCUCAAAAUGUAAAAGUAAAGCGCUGCAACAGCGCAAACAGAACCUUGCCACGCUGAUAAGACAACAUGUGCGGCACCUGCAACAGACGGUGGUAACAAAUCGAAGGCGUCGCCAGCAGCGAAUGCGAAUGCAACUAAAAAAAAUGCGCACCUUUUUCAUGCAACAAAUGAUCGAGUUGCAAACAAACUACAUGCAAAUGUUUGUCAUGCUGCGCAUGAAGCAUGCCCAGCUGCAGAGCGUCGAAGAGAGCCUGGCGACAGUCGAACAAAAGCCCGAUGCCACUUGCCAAUCUGCGACUGAAGCAAUUGGAGCAACUGGCGAGACGACAUUGUUCUGGGAGCAUCAAAUACCGCAAUUUAGCGAUGAGGAGUUCCUCGACAGCCUGCACGUCUCGCGCAGCACAUUCCGCUCGCUGUGCAGCCAAUUGGCGCCCACGCUGCGCCUUGCGCCCGAGCUGACCUGCGCCGUGCCGCAUCCAAUCUCGGCGGAUAAGUGUGUGGGUCUCGCCCUCUAUUUUCUGGCCAGUGGCGAACGCAUCUCCAUCAUCUCGGAUCAGUUUGCGCUGCCGCGUACCCGCACCAUCAAGUGCCUGAAGAUCUUCUGCAACGCUGUGAUGUCCAGCCUAGGCAAGGCGUUGCGUAUGUUGCCGCAGAGCGUGGCGGAUUGUGACAAUGUCGUUGCCGGUUUCCAAAGGGAGUGCAACAUGCCCGCCGCUCUGGUUGGAAUGCUGGGCGUCUGCUGCAUUCCGUUGCGGGGCAAAGCGAAGCAUUAUGCGGAAGAUGGGCCAUCGUUGCGCAUGGAGUUCCUCCUGGACGAUCGCAUGCUGUUCCGUGAGUUGCAACUGGGCAACAAUCACGGAAGAGUGCCACUCUCGCCAUUGUUCUCGGAGACACCGAAUCCGUUGGCGUUGCUGCCACCGCGCAGCAUCAACAAGCGAAAGGUUCCCGCUUUUGUAUUGGCGCCCGUCAAUCAAAACUAUCCGCUGCGUCCGUGGCUGUUGCAACGCUAUGCGGAUCCAGUGGCACCGCACGAAUACGACUUCAACGAGGUGGCCGAUCAUCUGCAGGAGCUCAGCGAUUGCGCUCUUCACCGCCUCAUGUCUCGCUGGCGCUUCCUCAGCCAGCCCUUGGACAUCAGUUUCCAGACAGCUGCCUGCAUCAUUACAGCUGCCACAGUGCUGCACAAUCUGCUCGAGGAGCUGAGUGAACCCCAUAUGCUUGAAUGGGGCAACACUGUGGACGUCUCCAGAUUCAGAUCACCGCCAAUCGUUCCCAAGCCGGAUAACAGCGAGGAUGCCGAGCAUGCAUUAAAAGUACGCGAUUUUCUGGCACGCACCAUCAGCUCCACGGAAAUGUAAAUUGCACGUUAAGUAAAUAGACUAAGGAUAACAUUUGUGCAUAUAUUAAGUGAUUUAAGUGUUAUAUAUAUAAAUUUAAUACCCAUGAAGUCAAACACAAA
Messenger RNA from Drosophila grimshawi, 1552 nucleotides. RefSeq lists its product as uncharacterized. The record is from RefSeq and is a predicted model, not a curated record. The transcript has a single exon. NCBI's taxonomy places the organism in Eukaryota, Metazoa, Arthropoda, Insecta, Diptera, Drosophilidae. Bases 27 to 1451 code for a protein of 474 amino acids.